Molecule: messenger RNA, 372 nt
Organism: Racocetra persica
Lineage: Eukaryota; Fungi; Glomeromycota; Glomeromycetes; Diversisporales; Gigasporaceae
Source: the annotation of a GenBank genome assembly
AUGCUUCUUUUACUCUAUAGUAUUACUGUUAAAAUUACAUUAAUUAUUCUUUAUUUUGUCAAGAACUGGACUGCACCAGUAAAAGACUUUAAAAAAGAUUGUGAAAUCAAAGUCGAUAUAAAGAUAAAACAGAUAAACCAAUUUUCAACCAGAGAUAGAGCAAUAUACAAUAACAAUCAUCAAGAGAAACAUCAUCGAAAUAUGGAUGAUGAUAAAAAAAAGUUGAAUACAGAUGUUGAAAUUUUCUCUGAAGAAACUACAUAUAUAGAUGAAAGCCUCUUUCAAAAAAAUAAAGAGAAAGCAAUAACCAAGCAUUCUUUUAAAAAUGCCUCUCAAGGAAAUGAUGAGAAAAAAACUAUUCAUGAUGAUAUU